Rattus norvegicus (Norway rat) is the source of this 9624-nucleotide messenger RNA. It is a transcript of the gene Mims1, whose product is annotated as mitochondrial inner membrane scaffold 1. Gene Ontology annotation, cellular component: cytoplasm; mitochondrial inner membrane. The transcript has 4 exons. NCBI's taxonomy places the organism in Eukaryota, Metazoa, Chordata, Mammalia, Rodentia, Muridae. The record is from RefSeq and is marked validated. Bases 156 to 977 code for a protein of 273 amino acids.
GUUUGCUGGAGUCCUGUGGUUCGGCACCCUGCCCUACGCUUGGCGCAGUCGCCCUGCUGAGGCAGCUCCUAACGCCCAGUGCGGUAGGAAUCCGUGGAGACGUCCCACAUCCUGAGAGUCUCUGUGGAAGCUGAAAUCCAUCACUGUCCUUCAAAAUGCAAUGGAAUGUACCACGGACUAUGUCUCGGCUGGCACUCAGGACAUUCUUGGAAGCACAGAAAGCCAGGCUGUUUGAUCACCAUCGGAGCACAAAAGGACUGUUACUUGUGCAUAGAGGUGAAUACAGAGUGGCUUGGACACCGCACCUUCGAAAGCAGUGGCUUCAUUUAUCUGCUGUUCAGUGCCUUGCAAAGCAAAGGAAUCUGUUAGAUGCUCAGCCACCCCAACGGGGGGCCCUUCCCCAAGGACGAUGGGAGCAGGAUAUUUUAUCCAAGAGGGUUUUAUCUUCCAGUUCCACAAGCCAGGAAACUCCGUCAGAAAAAAAGGAAGAACCAGAUCCUUUACAAGACAAAUCUAUUAGUCUGUAUCAACGAUUUAAGAAAACAUUUAGGCAGUAUGGAAAAGUUUUAAUUCCUGUGCAUCUAAUAACGUCCGGGAUUUGGUUUGGGACAUUUUACUAUGCAUCUAUAAAAGGAGUGAAUGUCAUCCCUUUCCUAGAGUUCCUUGGGUUACCUGACAGUGUAGUAGACAUCCUGAAAAACUCCCAAAGUGGGAAUGCACUGACGGCCUACGCCAUGUUUAAGAUCGCCACGCCUGCCCGCUACACUGUGACCCUAGGAGGAACCUCCUUCACUGUGAAGUAUCUGCGAAGUCAUGGCUACAUGUCGACCCCGCCGCCUGUCAAGGAGUAUCUGCAGGGCAGAAUGGAAGAGACGAAGGAGCUCAUCUCAGAGAAAAUGGAGGAGACGAAGGAUAGACUCACUGAAAAGUUACAGGAAACCAAAGAAAAAGUUUCUUUUAAGAAAAAAGUGGAAUAAGGGUGCCUUAUUACAGAAAAUCCUACACUUUAACCCUCUGUAGACUCUGGGCAAAGACCAUGUUUCUGAUUUUUUUUUUCCUCUUUUUUGGUUGCCUGCCUAAAUGUAUUCAUUCUCUGAGGGUUGGGUUAAAGAACAAAGAUAGUUUUUUUUUUUAAGUUAUGUAACAGUAGGGGGGGUCAAUGUUUUUCAAAAUGAAGAAAUGAACCCAGCACAAAUUUUAUAUGAGUUGCAGCAAUAAGCAGUAGUUAAUGUCCUAGAAAUCAGAGUGCUUUUUCCGUGUCCUCAGAGUCCAAUUUGCUUCAUGUUCUCUGACAUCUGCAGUAAGUGUGUGCUGGUCAGUCCACUCCUAAAGGAAAAGUCACUAAGUGUGCACAGUUCUGUGGGAAUGAACUUACACCAUUCAAACUGUGGAUAAAGAGACUAGAGAAGUUCCCUACCAGUUACCAUGUAGAUCUCAUUUCAAGAAGCUCGUGUACAGAAUCAGUCUUCUAUUUAUAAAUAAGAUGUAUUGGCUAUGUAAUGAAAUUGCUCUUUUACAGUGAUUUUUAACUGAAGCAUAUCACCUUCACACUCAGUCUUGACGAUGCUUGGUGAACGGUCACACGGACGAUCAAACAUUCUUGUAACCUGUCUUCUCCAACUAAUCUUUAGAGAAAAGUGAGUUUUACACCCGUUAUUAUUGCAACCACAUACAUCAGCAAGUCAGGUUCACUACUCUUAACUACAUCAAGCUUUGAAAGACUCCUGCUGAUUUUGGUCGGAGCAAAUAUCUGUAACAGUGUGGAAGAGGAAGAGGUGGACGCUUGUGGGUGAUGUUGUGGACCACAGGCAGGCAGAGCAUCCGUGUGGUUCAUGGUUUCCGAGAUCUCUCCUGCUGCUGCCUCAGCCCCUUUGGGAUUUCAGCCUUUUAUCCCUGGUCAAAAAAAGAGGCCUGUCUGGCAUGGGUACCAUUGGUGUUGUGGCCUCUAUUGGAAGGGGAAAUUAUUGCUUAAAUAUUCUGCUUGAUUUUUUUAAUGGCAAAAAGUUCUCCUUGUAAGCAUUCAGUGGCUGUCAGGCAAGCCCUAUGACUGUGGGGUCUUUCUGUUUGUGUGUCCCUCCUUCAGGUCUACCCCUUGAUUUGACACUGGAGCAAGAAGUGCCUCUUGGAGAGCAUUGGCUUUGACCUCCCAUCAGAACUUCAGAGAUCUUGCCACAUUGCUAUACCAUUCAGUGCCUGCUUCACAUCAGCUUAUGUCAAAUGCUUGAUUUAGCCAAAUUUAGGAGAUGGGGGAAUAACUGCACACUUGAGACACCCAGUCAUUACAUUGAAACUGUUUAAGUAAAAAUGCUGUGGUUGAAGUCUUUCUGGGUGGGAAGAAUUACAGAGGGGAAUUGGUUCUGUUCUCUGUUCCUUUGUUUGCUGGCAGCACGGUUAAGCUGUAGCAGUGGGCUCACUGAACUCUGCCUCAGACUGGUGGCACACUUUCAAAUACAGUAUAACGUGGCAGCACGUUGGAGCAUGCUUAUUAAAUAGUAAAUACUAAAUGCUGGUGUGCUAACAUUUCCUCCCUUUAAGCCACCAAGAAUGCUGUGCUAACAUGGGGUAUUAUAUAGAAUUCUUUCCCUGAGAACCUUUUGUCUGUCGUAGUGCAUAAUUGGAGAGCCCUUGAGACAUUACUAAUAAUCAUAAGGCUGCAACUUUCUUGUCCUGAGUAGAUAUCUUCUGCCUGGUCCAUCGGAGUCUUAUCUCCAACCAGUUUUACAUCUGGGUCCUGUGUACCCAGUUAGAGAAAAUGAGGAAAUGCUUGUGUGUGCUUUUAAAUCCAAUGAAAAUAUUUCUAAAGCUCUCAGUUGUUACAUUGUUACAUUGUUUCGAUUCGGCAUCAGUUACGUUGUAAAUGCUGUUGCCACUGUAUUAUCUUUAAGGCAAGACACAGCUUAUAGGCAACACUGUAAUGUGUUGAUAGCAGAAAACAGUAACAUCAAAAUGUAUAAUGUAUAUAGAUUUUUAUAUGCUGAACUGCAUUUUACUUAAAGUGGAUCUUGCAUUUCGCUGAGCUGCAAGGGAACCCAGGCAGCUCCAUGCCUGGCGAGCACAUCCAUCCUUUGGAAAGAUACGCUCACGUCAUAAAUGGAGCUGUGACUGAGAUGUUUUAAAUAUGAACAGAAAGCAUUUGCCUAGCAAAGUAAGUUCAAACGAAGGCCUAGAGUGUUAAAGAAUAAAGAGUAAAACCAGCCUUUUAGAAUAUCACAUCAUUAUUGAGAGCCUUUUGUACAAAGCAGGGUGCUGAUCCAUUUCACCAAAGGAAAAGGGGAUGUGCUGCCUCCCACAGUGAAAUAAUAAAAGUAAGCCUUGCAAUAGACCCCGAGUUCUCCAUUGUAAACCUGCCUCCAUCUUCUCCCUCACAGAGGAAGAGCCAUGGCCUGUAUGCUCAGGGGGGUGAGCUGCUUAGUUCCUUGUUUCUGUGGUCUUAGACCGUGGUUCUAGGAAUUAUAGACGUCUUUAUAGUCUGGGCAGAAGAGGUGUUUGAGGAAAAGGAAGCUAUGUUUUAGACACCUUGAGUUUCUUUUCCUGUUCUUUAAGUCUUCAGGAUUUCGUAACUGCCUCAGAGGGAAAGCAGACUCUUGCAGAUGACAGCAUCAGUGAGGCAGCUAAAAGGGACUUUACAAAUCGGAUGGGGAAAUGAGAGUUCACCUUUUCUAGUCUUUUCAAAGUAGAGAAGGUUUUUGCAGUAUACACACACAUUUUUUAAUUACUAAAUAGAACUUGUUAUAGAGUUAAAGGAAUAAUUUUCCUGGCAGCUACAGUUCAUUUGCUAGUAUAUCGCUUUAGAUUUUCAAAACUGAGUCUCCAUGUGACCUAAAGUAGGGUAAAUGUGAAUGGUGAAAGUUCUCCGUGACCUAUUUAAGUGCCCUUCCUGCACGCCAUUUAGUUGUUGGCAUUAAGAACUCGCUGUUUAGCUGACUUAAGCAGGGGCAUGGCGCCUGAGUCACACAGGCCUUGUCCUCGUGCCUGAUUAGCACACGAGCCUGUGGUGAGGGUUGUGUGGGUCCCUGAGUUGGAAAUUUGCAGAACGGGCAGGGGAAGCAGUAAGAAGGGUGUCACUAACUCUUCAAACAGUAACCAUGCUUGGUCUCCAUUGGCCCAUGUGGAUGGCGUUUGCCAAUUUUGAAUUGAGAAGGGUAUCCAUUAACAAAGAGAAAAGGAAGGAACGAAAGAAAAGUCACAUACCCGAAGGAUAGCGAAAUCUGGACCUCAUGUCUUUCCUGAUGACUGGAAUGAUCUCAGGUCUCUUCUUUCCCAGAAUCCCUCUUUCAUCACGAAUUUUAGCAUGGCCUUUUAAAGAGAACAUUCUCUUAAACUCAGCUUCUCAAAGGUGAAUGCUGAGUUAGGCUCACUGAGCUGAUUUUUCCCACUAUGUUUUGGGUUUUUUUUUUUUUCCUUCCCUUUGUGUCUUCUGUGUCCUUUGUUCAUUCUAACCAGUCAAAACAAGUGGAUACUCUCCUGUGUCUCCAGGAUUGAGCUUUGAAAAUUAAGCUGUAUUCUUCCCUAUACCUCGUUGAUCGUCAUCUACAAUAAUUACAGACCCUGAGUAUCCCGUAACAGUUAUUGGUUAUUUCGGUAAGAAUGAACCCCUUAGCAGGAAGAAUGUACCCUGAUUGUAGAACCCUGAGGGCAGAGUGGGACACGGAUUGUUCUGAGGAUUCGCUUGAAUGGCCUCGGUAGGAAACAGAUAUCGGUCUCAGAAUGUGGCUUCUUAGGGAGGUGCAUCACUGCCGUUUCCUCUGAGAACUCAGUCUAAAGAACAAACUGGGAGAUGAGAGGAUGGCCCACUACCACAGCGUUGCCUCUCUUUCCUCCUCUUGCCCACCUCCCUUUGUCCAGCCUUUUCUGUCUUGAACUUUGCUUGAUUUAAAUGUUAGCAAACAAUCCCUGAACUGAGGAGGACAUGUUCAGGGUGUGUCCCGGGAAGGUCACUUUUUGUCAUAUUUUGACCAUUCCAUAAGGAUGUUCCACAAAGUAACAGCAUCUCUGUCCAAUUAAAUGUUUGCUCUUAAUCCUGGGUUUGAUUUUAUGAAGGGUAACAACGUGUUUACAUGAGCAUAGGUUAGCUCUGGCCUUGUUUGCACCUCUGAGUAUUAGAUUGAAGAUGCUAUAACAUGUGUUUUUACUCAUCUGAAUUCAUAUUUCCCUAGGACUCUUACUAUGGUGACCAGCUUGUCUCACAGUUGGUUUAUUUCUCUCACACAAAGGGAGCUGGGUGUCCUUACCUGCUCAGUAUCCUGGCGAUGGCAGUGUAGAGUCGUAAGGCUCUGUGACCCAGGACCUCAGUAAGCAUGUGUGUUCUGUUUCCUUGGAGAGGCAGAGGCAGGUUCUCGCAGACACACAGCACGUACUCUGUACCCCUUCUGACCAGUAACCAACAGGUAUGCAUUAGGCCAAAGUAAAAAGUGUUGUCAGGAGGAAAACAGAACAAGUGUGUGCAGCAAAGCAUCUAUAGCAGUCACUGCCUCAGCAGAUGUGUCCCUUGUGUCGAGGGAACAGCAUCCACAAGACCUGUACCUAGAAGACUUGGCUGAUGUGCCCAUCGUACCUUCAGUUCGGAUAGCAAGAAUGAUGGGACCUCAUUGGUUAGCAGCUGUCACUUCCUGUGGACACUGAGGAUAGGGUAGGCUGCUGCUGCCACUGCUGCCCUAAGGGCCCCUUGUCUUUAGCUCUGCUUGACUGAAAGAAUUACACAUGCAUGUAAAUCAAAGUUCGGAACUACCUCCAGCCAGGAACGCUAGUUAUCUGAGGCGAGCUCUUGAACCAUCUAAAGCCUGCUGAGCCCAAGGUCCGAGUGUUCUUUGUUGUAUGGUGGAAGUAUUUACAAAACCAAGCCACCCCAGAACACCGUGCCAAAGAUGCUGUGCAAAUCGCUGUCUCAACUUACCUCAGGGUAGACAUUCUCAGCACAUGGGGACCAAGCUGGGCUGGUAGUCCCUGGAAAAGUGAGGUGGCAGAGUUGUGAUUGGGUUUCCAGCCACACUUGCUGUCUGUCCACGUGGUUGUUUUAUACUCACAAAUGGUUGACAGCUGAAGAAAUGCUAGGUGAGAACACUAUCUGACAGGCUAAAUUACAGGAGCCGCUGAACAUAACAGUUCCUGCAGUGUUGAACGAUUUUAAAGGAGUUCUUAAGGCCCUUGGGGUAUGUAGUGUAGUUAUCACUGGUACAGUCCCAUCAUCAGAACCAGCUUUUGCUCUUAAUUUUUUUGGAAGUAAGUAAAGCAGAGGAGAUGAAAUUUGCAUUCAUGAGGCAAAAGUCUUGACAGAAAUACAACAUUUGAAACUGACUUUCCAAAUACAAGGGCUUUACUUUGGGGUCUGAUGUUUGAAAGUGUGUGUUUUAAUUAGAAUCUAUGUAAGCCAAACAGAUCGAGACAUUAUAGUGAGGAAAAUGUAAUGUGUUUUAAGUAAUGUAAUUUAAGUAAUAUGUGUUAAGUAAUGGGUUCUUAUAAACUGUUAAUGUAAGUUUACCACCAAGAGACAGAAUGACUGUUUUCAAAGGCCAGUGUGAGCUGCUGUCUGAAAGGUCUUUGCUUUCUGUACCAUGCCUUACCGGAGGUCUUCAGAGCUUGCUAGGUCCUCAGCCAGGGGCCUGGGCAGAAGAUAGUCCCACAAAGCCUCUCCAUUUGAACUGGAGUCUCAGCCUCCUGCUCUGGGGCUCAGCCUUCUUGUUGUGUCAAAAUCUAUUACUCAUCAGUGCCUCUUGGCAUCCUCUUGCUUUUCCUGAAGCAACUGAGAACAUGGGUUGGAUUUUUUUUUAAUUUGAGAGGAACUCAAAUCUGUCAAUACUGAAGAGUCAGUGCAGUGGCACAGGGAGGGGGAGCCUGACACCUGCCAUCCCUGCUCACACCACACCAGUGUUAGCUUUGGGAGAUCUGGAAACAGUGUCUCCAACAAGCUGCUGAACUGAGAAUUUCUCUGAGAGCAUAGUGUGGUUUUACUGGUGACUAAAGAUGAGAGGCCCUAUAUUUGCUUGUGACGUUUUAUAAACCCCUCACCAAAAUAACCUCACUUUUAAUCUAAGCAUCUGAGGACUAGAAUUUGGGCCCAGCCACUAUUCCAGAAUUUACAGAAAUGGAAAAGGCAUUCUAUUACCAUGCUAAGUCACUUUGUCCUAUUGUGUGGUAUGUCGUGUGUGUCCUCGUGUCAUCUGAAUCCAUACACUUACGUGUAGCACACGUCACUACUCUCCUCUCAGUGUCGGUCACAGCACAUCUGAAAGCCUCCGCCAUCAAGGACUAGUAAACAUUUGUUGACAGGCCUACUUAGCUUGCUGUGUGACAGCCAUCUAAAGCCCCUAUGGGGUCGAUGUUCUCAGGAACCAAUUCUGAAUGUCCUAUGUUAGAACUCUCGAUUGAGAACCUGUGAUCUAUCCGGGUUUCUAACACACUAGAAAGUCCUUUUUUAAAAAAAUCAGUGACAGACCAGUAAGAAAGGGACUAAAGGCAUUCACUGCCAAGAAUGCUCUUGGAACUCACGUAGUAGUCAGAGAGACAUGACAGGAGCAGGUUGUCCUCACCACACAUGAGCUGUGACACAUGACAAAUAUUUUAAAGUCAGUAACUAGGGACGGAUCAGCAGUAUCCUUUGGGUUGGUGUGUAGCCAAGAGCUCUCCCUCCAGCACCACAAACAACAGGUAUUUUCCAAGACUGGUCAUACACAUACAUCAGUCUUCUAUUUGUUGACUAUGAGAAGUGAACAAACAACCCCAGGGAACAGAUCAUUUAUCACUGAUUAUUUUUAAUGAUUUUGUGCUAUGAUUUAACCAUGGCAUUAAGAACAAGCAGAAAACCUGAUUUCAUAGCUAACAAAUAGCACUUGUGCAACAUCUCCCAUCAAAAAGUAUUGCAAUUACAGACCUGAGGUCUAAACCACAUUGCCGCCUGGGCAAAAGGUGCAGGUGGAUGGCGGUUGUGAAUCGCUUCCCGUAUAUAAGCAGGAAUUAUGUUAAAGAGUGAGCAUGUGGUUGUUUAAACACAAAGGACUCCCGACUUCUGAUCAUCAUAGCUCACAGAGAUCGGAAGGUUCAAAUACAGUUGUAUUUUUUUAGUAGAUUGCUUUAUAAUAAAAAUUAAAUGAACUAAAAUGCUGUGGAUACUGUUGUAUAUAUUUUAAAACAACUUUAAACUCAACAAGGAUAUGAAUUGAAAUUGGGUUCUAGAAAGGCAAGCACAUCAGACAGGACCAGCAUCGUUGAGAGGGAUGCUCGGUCAGAGCUGGGUCUGCAGGAAAGAAUCUGGUUGGUCACACAUCUGAGUCCAGGACAUUCUGACAAUCACUAGAGUGCCCAUUUUCUGACUGACUGAGCCUCAGGUCUUGAUGCUGGGACCCUCGGGGUGUGCCCUGCAGUAGACAGAGACGUGACCUUGAAUUCGGCUGAGACAUAGGAAGGUACCCACUGUCACAUCUGCUCCCCUCUGUAAGGAGGUAUUAAAGGGCCGAGUCAGCAUUAAGAGUCGCACAUUAAGCAUAACUGGUACUAGCUUGAAGCUUUUAUCCUCUUUGUUUUCCUGAUUGGGAGAAAAUUCUGUUUCUGACUUUCGAUAUCAGAGCACAUAAUCACGGGACAAAGAAAAGCCUGGAAUUACUCAAAUGAUCAACUGAUGACAUAGCUGGGUUAGCUAGGACAGGCAAGAUUCAAUGGAUUGCCUUUCUGGAUAGCGCUUAGUAUCCAUGGACACCAAGGCUUCUUUGCUUUAAAGAGAAAAUAAAAAGACAAAAAUGCCAAAGCUACAAUUGGAUACUAAAGACUAAGCCGGAAGAGAGAAAUAUGACUUGACAUGCAGCUUAACACGUAACCUGGUAAUUAAACCUAAUUGUCUUAGGGCUCAGGACUACCACAGAACACAAUGGGAAUCAGAUUCUAGACUCAGCUGACUGACAGUUCUCUAAUGACAACUUAAAACAUUUUCCCUACCCCAAUCAUCUUCCCCAAUGGAUCUUUUCUCUGAGACACUCCUAUAAAUUCCAGACCGUUCAUUGGCGCCAUAGCUUCCAUUUAUAAGACAAGGCACUGAGAAACAGGGGACACAAUGGUCACAAGUGCCCUGAGGCUGAAUAGCCUCGGCUACAGGUUACUCACUUUCCUGACACCAUGUGUGUCAUCAAAGAUUUGCACAUCCCACUGAGGCCUGACACUGAUAACUACAUGGAGAGAAAAGGCUCGCGCAUAGAGCAAGCUCAAAAGCAACUCCCCCCCCCCCAUGGCUAAAAUAGAACCAAACUGGUUAACUAUUUCUAAAGGGAUUAAAAUAAAAAUAUCUUAGAAAUUGCCAAAGUAUUUUCAGAGCAAAGGUGCAACUUAAUUCCUAUGUAUAUGCUGGUCGUAAACGGCUGCUUUCUUGUUCAGACUUCAUCCCAUGGUGUUAAUAUGGUAUUUAAUAGGAAAAUAAACUACAUAGAUUUUUAUCUGUAUGUAAUCAUUUGCAAGUUUCCUUACAAAAGAUGGAAUACAUAGGCAUUCACAAAUUCUAUGCCAUUUCUGUUAAAACUGGUAUCUAUACAGUAUAUUACAGUAUUAAUUUGUUCUACCCAUUGGGUAGAGUAUGUGCAUAUGUUCAAUGUAUAUACAGCACCUUACAAAUAAAAGCAGUUGAAGAAGCACCAUUUCAAGUGA